Molecule: messenger RNA, 2142 nt
Organism: Rhizophagus irregularis DAOM 181602=DAOM 197198
Lineage: Eukaryota; Fungi; Glomeromycota; Glomeromycetes; Glomerales; Glomeraceae
Source: RefSeq, a predicted model, not a curated record
AUGAAAAAUGAUUAUGAUAAAAUUAUUAAUCUAGAAAUUGAUAUUAUCGAUGAUGAACAGUCACAUGAAAAUGGUGAAGAUGCAGAGUCGAGUACUAAUAGUAAGGUUAAGAAAAUAAUAAAAUUUACACCAUAUCAAAAAACUAAAAAAGUUUUUACUGAAGAAGAAAUUAAAGAUAGAAAUUGUAGAACGAUUAAAGUUAUAAAUAUUCCAAUUGAAAUUCCUAAUUAUCAAAUUAGAAAGAAAAUGGCUUUUAUACCAGAAUUAGAAAUUUAUAUAUUCAAGCUUUCAUUACAUAUAAAAAAGAAGAAAGUCUACAAAAAUUAUACAAAGGCAUAUGCUUUAGAAGUUAACAAUCCUAAGUAUAUUUUUAUACCAUGUAAUCCAAAUAAUAAUAAACCAUUGAAUUAUGCAAUAGUUUAUUAUGAAAAUGAUGAAGAUAUAGGUAUUACAGCAGAAAGAAAUACUAUUUUUUGUAAUAGAACGCUUUAUUGGGGAACUCCAGGUGAAAAAUCAUGCCAUAGAUGUGGUUCCUUUGAUCAUUUAAUUAGUAAGUGUGAUAUUGAACCAUCUGCUAAACCACGUGUAAUGAAUAGAAAGCAAAAGCUUAAGGAGUUUCGUCAAGAAAAUAACAAGAAGUUUAAAAAAGGCAGAGAUGCGUCUAGAGCUGUAUUUAACAAAUAUGGUGAAAUAGAAGAAAAUGGCUUUUAUACCAGAAUUAGAAAUUUAUAUAUUCAAGCUUUCAUUACAUAUAAAAAAGAAGAAAGUCUACAAAAAUUAUACAAAGGCAUAUGGUCAGAAUGGAUUGGAAAACAUCAAGUACUUAUUGUGCCAAAAAUUUUGUUAGAAGAUGAAAUAGAAAAAAGAUCAAUUAAUCCAAAUAAUAAUAAACCAUUGAAUUAUGCAAUAGUUUAUUAUGAAAAUGAUGAAGAUAUAGGUAUUACAGCAGAAAGAAAUACUAUUUUUUGUAAUAGAACGCUUUAUUGGGGAACUCCAGGUGAAAAAUCAUGCCAUAGAUGUGGUUCCUUUGAUCAUUUAAUUAGUAAGUGUGAUAUUGAACCAUCUGCUAAACCACGUCAAAGUAAUAAUUCAAAUAAUUAUUCUAAAUAUAAUAAUGGAAAUAUUAAUAGAUAUUGGAAUAAAAAUAUUUCACGUGAUAGAAAUAAUAACGUUAAUGAAAAGUCACUUGAUCAAGGAAUUUUCACGCAAAUUAAACAACUUAAUGAGAAUUUGAAUAAAUUAGCUAAUGAUUUCAAAAAAAUCCAACAAGAAAACUAUCGUAUUAAAUCUGAAUUUUAUAAAUAUAAAGAAAACAAGUCUACAACAAGUUCAGGAAAAAAUAUUAAAGUCAAUCAAGAUAGAAGUAAAAUAGCCUUACAAAAUGAGAAUAAAAAAAGAUCAAGAGUUGAUAAUGAACAACUUGAAGCCUCAGGAUCUUCAGAUAUAGAAAAUAGUUUAAAAAAACAAAAUAACGAAAUUAAUAGAUUCGGUGAUGCUUUAUCAACUAUGAGUAAAAAUAUCUCAAAAAUUAUGGAAUAUUUUACUUCUGACAAUAAUAAUGACGUUAAUAAUUUUCAAGGGAUAAAAUUAUUGACAAUAAGGCCACUCCAAUUCAAUAUGGUACAAUUAAUAAUAGUAGUAUAUGUAAACUUAUCAAUUGCACUAUCUGUAAUAAACCAAGAUAUAUUUUUAGUAAAAUUGCAGAGUGAUAAAGAAAAAACUAAUUUAGAAAUUUUAUUAAAUAAUGUGAUUUAUAUUUGUGGAUCUCCUAUAACUCCUGAAAUACAUAAUCAUUACAAAAAGUUUAUGUUAGACAAAAAAUCUAUUGGAAAAAAUGAGUUAUUAGAGUCAGAUGAUAGCUUGAAGAAAAAUUUACUACUAUAUAUUCAUUUUGCCAAACUUGUAAAAGUAAAGAAAAAACAUUAUAAUAAUCCUUCCCCUGUUAAUCAAAAAUCACGUUCAAAUUUAAAUAAUCAACAAAUUUAUCGUCAAAAAACAAGUCAACGACUCAAUUUAUCAGAUAUAAUUAAAAUAGCUUCAUUGAAUAUUAAAGGUAUAACUGAUGUUAAAAAACAAUUCUUAAUUGAUAUAUUAGGUGAAUAUAAUAUAACUAUUUUGGGUCUAUCAGAAACUAAUAUAUAG